Molecule: messenger RNA, 1239 nt
Organism: Parastagonospora nodorum SN15
Lineage: Eukaryota; Fungi; Ascomycota; Dothideomycetes; Pleosporales; Phaeosphaeriaceae
Exons: 2
Coding region: 1-1239 (412 amino acids)
Biological process (GO): potassium ion import across plasma membrane; intracellular potassium ion homeostasis
Cellular component (GO): plasma membrane
Molecular function (GO): high-affinity potassium ion transmembrane transporter activity
Source: RefSeq, a predicted model, not a curated record
AUGGAGCUCAGUGAACACGAUCGCCUCGAGCUGGGUGGCGUCGAAUAUCGCGCUCUCCAGGCCCUACUCUUCAUCCUCGUCGGCUACCAGAUAUUCUGGUACACAAUGGGCACCAUCUUCCUCGUCCCAUAUGCAUACCGCAGCUCAACCAAAGCCAUACUCCGAGACGCGCAGCCAGGCGGCGUGAACCCAGGAUGGUGGGCAUUCUUUGCCACCGUUACAGAAUUCGCAAACGGCGGGCUCAACAUCCUCAACGCGAACUUCAUUCCCUUCAGCGGCAAGCCCUUCAUCCUGCUCGUCGCCGGCUCGCUGGCGUUUCUGGGCCAGACGCAAUUCCCCAUCUUCCUGCGGCUGACAAUCUGGCUCAUGAAGAAAAUGAGUCCGAAGGGGUCGCGCUUCCAGAAUACCCUGGAUUUCUUGUUGCAGCAUCCACGGAGAGAGACGUGGUAUCUGCUCUUCAUCCAAAUCAGCAUCGACAUCACAGCCUGGCUGUGCUUCGAGAUCUUGAACAUCGGCAUACCAGACGUCGAAUCCAUUCCUACCGGCACACGCAUCCUCGACGGCUUAUUCCAGGCCACUGGUCUGCGAACCUCGGGCGCUUACAUCAUCUCCUUCUCGUCGCUUGCGCCAGCCUGCCUCGUCGCGUAUCUCAUCAUCAUGUACAUCUCCAGCUAUCCGCUCGUGCUUACGCUGCGCAAGACGAACACGUACGAAGAGCGGUCGAUUGGGCUACAAGAGCACGACAGCAGCGCGGCGGGGAUUGCAUCACAUUUACAGAAGCAACUCGCGUACGAUAUCUGGUUCCAGUUCUUCGCUUUCUUCUUGAUAUGCAUCAUCGAGCGGGGGCAUAUCGUCCGCGGCGAUCCUGGCUUUAGUGAAUUCUCUGUCCUUUUCGAAGUCACGUCUGCAUACGGCACUGUGGGUCUCAGUACUGGCGUGCCUGGCAAAGACUACAGUCUGUGUGGAGAUUUUGCGAGUUUGAGUAAAGUUGUGUUGUUGUUUGUCAUGGUGAGAGGUCGACAUCGUGGGCUGCCGCUGGCCAUUGAUAGGAGUAUUUUGCUGCCUGGGGAAGAGUUGAUGCAGAGGAUGGACGCAGAGUAUAGUGAACGAGGCGUGUAUUCUUCGGGGGAGAUUGAGGAGUUGAGGGAUGAUAUUGAACAGAGUGGGAGACGAGUGCCCGGAACGAAGGGCAAACAGGAUCCUGAAAGGACGCGGUCUGAUCGUGAGCAUUCAAGAUAG